AUGUGCGAGGAGCAUGGUGUCAAUACCGACUCGAAGGAUGAGAACAUGAAAGGGUGUUUGGUGGAUGACGGUGACAGCGAGGGCCCGCGGGGAUACAUUGACGUUUUCUUCAACGAGGGCAAGUCCAUGGAUAAGAAGGUCAGAUAUGUGCCCCGGGCAAUCUUGCUGGACACCAACAUGGGCGACCUUGCGUCAAUUGCCGAGGACGUUCAGGUUGGUGAUCUUUACAGGCCUGAAGACAUCAUCGGCAAUGACGAGUCUUCCGGCAACUGCUAUGCGAAGGCAUUUCAUACCGAGGGACCAGACCUGGCCGACCGAUGUCUGGAGAUGGUCCGCAAGGAGGUGGAGAAAUGCAAUUGCUUGCAAGGGGUCCAAUUCUGCCAUUCUGCCUCCGGUGGUACUGGGACUGGGUUGACGGGUCUCCUGCUGAAAACGCUCAGAGAUUAUUUGGACAAGCAGAGCCGAGCGGUCAUGCAAAGCUUCGUUUUGGCUCCAGCCCCAGCAAUCUCGGACGUAGUUCUCGAGCCGUACAAUGCGUGUUUAUGCUUCCAGGACUUAUUAGAGUACACGGAUCAGGUGUUUCUCUUCGACAACAAAGCCCUUGGCGAAAUAUGCCAGAGAGCUUUGGAGAAGGACAUGCCAAAAAUGGUUGAUCUGAAUAGCAUCAUAGCGCGGUGCAUGUCGGGCAUCACGUCCUGCCUCCGAUACACUGGGCCCUUGAACGCGGAUCUGCGAAAGCUACAGACCAACCUGGUGCCCUUCAAGAAUGCACACUUUCUCAUCAACGGCUUGGCACCGUUGAACUCCUUGGCAUCUGGAAAGUACAGGAGGGCCACCGUGCUGGAUCUGUCGCAACAGAUGUUGUCGAAGGACAAUGUGACAGUAAAGUGCGAUCCGCUCAACCCUGGAGACGAAUUCCACGGAAUGCAGAAGGCGCGCUUCCUUGCAUCCUGGACAUCGUGGAAAGGAAAGUUCCAAACAAAGGAGGUGGACAAGGCCAUGCACGAAAUACAAAAGGAUGGAUCGCGGUAUGACAAGUUUUUCCCGGACUGGAUCCCGAACUGUAUCGCUUCGAGCAUCUCGGGAGGGAAGCAGAAACAGGACAUUCCGCGAAGUGUGGUCUUUGCGACAAACAACACUGCCGUGCACGAGGUGUUCGACAGGUCCAUCAAAUCCUGGGAUUGCAUGUACAAGUCGAAAGCCUACGUGCACGUCUUUGAGCAGGACGGCAUCUCCGUCCAGGACCUCAUGGAGAGCCGCAAUAUCGUGCAGUACAUCUCCGAUGCGUACACCGAGUUUGCACGUUGGGAAGACAAGUUCUUCGAGGAAAUGUCGGGUGGACCAAAGCCUGUCAUCCGCGAGCGCGCGAUUGACAACGAUGAGCAGCGCAACAUCGCUCAAGAAUUGAAGGCGCAUGUUCUUUCACGCGGGCUCGUGCCAUGUCUCAGACUGUGCUUGAGUCGAGUGUAG
Molecule: messenger RNA, 1470 nt
Organism: Symbiodinium sp. CCMP2592
Lineage: Eukaryota; Dinophyceae; Suessiales; Symbiodiniaceae
Source: the annotation of a GenBank genome assembly